UCAUAUAAAUCCAAUAAUCGAAGCCCUGUGAUCCCUCUUUGGUUGAGCUCUGUGAUCCCUCUUUUGUUCCCCCACCCCCUCUCUUUCUCUCUCAACAAUUUGGGAAAUCAGUUUCCCUCUCUUUCUCUCUCCGAUUUACAGCGUGGAAGGAAAUCUCUAUCAUCUGUUUGUUCUUCUCUUCGAUUUCUUAAGGUCUCUCGAAAGAUUGUCAUGGACCACACUAGCUUUGAUAGUGGUGCAUCUCCUAUAUAUUCAGAUCAGGACCAUAGAAGUGAUGAAUCUCAAAGUGUUAUAGAUCCCGGAGGAUCUCAAAGUGUUAUAGAUCCCGGAGGAUCUCAAAGUGUUAUAGAUCUUGGAGGCACUUCCAUGGAGGGCAAUGAAGAAGUGAUUCCGAGUGAGAAUGCCAAUGAUGCUAAUGAUGAGAGGGCUUUGACUCUUACAGGCGAGGAGGCAGAUGUAUCUGGAGAUAAAGAUGGUGAACCAUAUGAGGGCAUGGAAUUUGAGUCUCAGUAUACAGCUUAUAAAUUUUAUAAUGAUUAUGCAAGGCGUAUGGGAUUUGGCGUACGUUGGGCUAAGACAGGUCGAUCAAGGAGGAACAGGGAAGUCAUUGGUCGGGACAUUUAUUGCUUUAGGCAGGGUAGGACCCCUGGGAAACAUGAUGGCAAUGCACGACAGAGUCCUGUUACGAGGAUAGGGUGUAAGGCGUUGCUUCGUCUUAAGAAAGUUAAUAGUGAGAAAUGGGUUGUCUCCAAGUUUGUGAAAGAGCAUUGUCAUGACUUUUUGGCUCCUGACAAAGUUGGUCUCAUUCGUUCACAUCGCCGAAUACUCGAUGAUGCGAAGAGCCUCAUUGAUUUCCACACUACGGCAUUGUUAGAACCAUCACAGAUGAUGUCUAAUUCAGAGGCGCAGGCUGGUGGGUUGGGAAAUGGUGGAUCUACUCAAAGGGACCGAGCUAGUGAUGAAUCUCAAAUGGUUCUAGAUCCCUCAGGCUUUUCCUUGGGGGUGGACGGAGAAGUGAUUGAGCAUGAGAAUGGUAACGAGGCAGAUAUAUGUGCAGUUGAAGAUGUAGAGCCAUAUGAGGGCAUGGAAUUCGACUCUGAAGACGCAGCCUAUAAAUUCUAUAAUGCUUAUGCAAGGCUUGUGGGGUUUGGCACACGUCGGGCUAAGACACGUCGGUCAAGGACAAAUAGCGAAAUCAUUGGUCGUGAUUUUUAUUGUUGGAGGGAGGGUAGGCGUGAUGCGAAACACGAUAACAAACGGCGACAUCGUGCUCAAUUGAGGGUAGGGUGUAUGGCAAUGCUUCGUGUCAAGAGAGCUGAAACAGGCAAAUGGGUUAUCUCCAAGUUUGUGAAGGACCAUUGUCAUAAGUUUUUGGCUCCUGAUAAAAUUGGUCUCAUUAGAUCACAUCGGCGAAUAUCCGAUGAUGCAAAAAAGCUCCUUGCUCUCUAUGCAUCAGCUAUGUCAAAACGACCACAAUUGAUGUCAAAGGAGCAGGCUGGUGGGUCAGGAUCUACCCAGGAGAAUGAAGAUGAGGAUGAGGAGCCAGUUCAAGAGGGGGAACCAUAUGUGGGCAUGGAAUUUGACACUGAAUAUGCAGCCUAUAAAUUCUAUACUGAUUAUGCAAGGCAUGUGGGGUUUGGCACACGUUGGGCCAAGACACGACGAUCAAGGGCAAACAAGGAAGUCAUUGCUCGGGACAUUUAUUGUUUCAGGCAAGGUAAGCGCAAGCCAAAACGUGAUGCCAAUGUGCGUGAUGGCAAAGUGAGACAGCGGCCUCAUUCAAGGAUUGGAUGUAAGGCGAUGAUUCGUAUUAAGAAAUCUAAUAAUGGCAAAUGGGUUAUCAGCAGUUUUGUGAAAAAGCAUUGCCAUAAGUUUCUUACUCCUGGUGAAGUUGGUUUCACACGCAUGCGUAAGCGAAUAUUCGAUCCUUCCGGAGACCUCAUUGAUCUCUACAAUGAGGAGCGGGCUGGUGUGUCUGGAAAUGUUGACCAAGGGGAUUGUCAGAAUUACUUACUUAGCAAAAAAUUAAAGGGACAAGAUGCUAUGAAUGUGCUGGGCUUUUUUAACGAUAUGCAUGCAAAGAACCCCUCAUUUUUCUACCGCAUUCUAGUCAAUGAAGAAGGCCAUAUUAUAAGUGCAUUAUGGGUAGAAGCCAGGUCCAGGAUAUCAUACAAGCAUUUUAAUGACCUGAUUAUCUUCGACACAACAUAUCAAACAUGUUCAUUUAAAAUGCCAUUUGCAUCUAUUAUUGGGAUCAAUCACCAUAAUGACACAAUGUUCUUUGGGGGUGCAUUGAUUCAUGAUGAAUCUGUGGAUACCUUUGAGUGGGUUUUUAUCCAAUGGCUACAAGCAAUGAACAAUUGCCACCCGAAGGCAAUUGUCACUGAUGAAGAUCCAGCGAUUGCUGCUGCAAUUGCAAAAGUGUUCCCAUGGACUCGGCAUCGUUUUUGCAAGUGGCAUUUACUUGGAAAGUACAAUGAGAAGUUGGGGCAUAUAGAUCGUAAGCAUCCAUCAUUUCGUGAUGAUUUCAUGAAGUGCAUCGGGAGCCAAUCGGUAGAAGAGUUUGAAGCAUGUUGGUCAACUCUCAUGGACAAAUAUGGUGUUCAAGAGAAUGAAUGGCUGCAAAGGUUGCUUAACUGCCAAAGUCAAUGGGUUGAUGCUUACUUUCAGGAUACAUUUUUGGCCGGUACAGUGACCAGCCAACGAUUCGAAGAGAUACACUAUUCAUUGAAGCGUUAUGUGAAGUCCACUACAAGUCUGCAUACCUUUAUAACUGCCUUCCAAAAACUAGUGGACAAGAAGUUUGAUGAGGAGAAUACAGCUGACCACAAGUCCCUUACGGAAACACCAGUUUUAAGGACACCAUUUUACAUUGAGAAGCAAGCAUCAAAAAUUUAUACCCUUAAGAUGUUUGAUGAGUUUCAACGGGAACUAAUCAAGUCUACAAAUUGUUUCUAUGAAACAAUCACAGAGGAUGCGUAUAUCACCACGUUUAAAUUGGUCGAACAUGGGUUUGGAACAGCAUCCCACCUGGUUACUUUUGAUGCUUCUGAAGUGAAGGUGAGUUGUAGUUGUCACAAGUAUGACAAAUUUGGCAUUCUUUGUGGGCAUGUGUUGAGGGUCUUUAGUCUCAAGCAUGUUGUUGAACUCCCCUCUCAUUACAUACUGAAGCGGUGGACAAUGGAAGCGAAAAGGGAAGAGGAAGGCAUUGAAAUACAAGCUGGUUCCCAAGCACCACGCACCAUACGCCAUGAUGUUUUAUGUCAAUUAGUCAAUCAGAUCACAGAAGAUGGGGCCAUAAGUGAGGAUCUUUAUGAGUUCACGAGGCUUUGCCUAUCAAGGUUAGCUGUUGAGGUUGCUGAGAGGAAAAAGCUUGUGACAAAUAAUCAACCUGUCUCCUCAAACCAGGCUAGCCUAUCUCUCGAUGCUGGAUUCCAAGCUAUGGAAAUCGAGCCACAAUCGUUGACUCGUGAACCAUCACGCUCGAAUUCUAGAGGACGACCACCGAAGAACAAUACGAAAUGCAAUGUGUGCAAAGGAACAGGUCAUAAUAGGCGUACUUGUCCCAUAGUAAGGGGUGGAGGGUCAAACUUAAACAUUGGCAUAGGCAUGGUUGGGACGGAGAUUAACUUGGACGAGAACCAGAUUUCUCAGAUUUGCACUGGGGAUGAAAUGCCUGCAGUUCAAAUCCUUUCCUGGGGACAAAUCUAAAAAGCCAUAAUAUGAAAGGCUUCUAAAGCAAUGGUGCUUGCAGGUUUUGUGCCACUGAACUCCCAUUUUACAUGGCCACAAUUUAGUAAGAGUGUGAUGGAUACAAUCUAUUUCAUUUGAAUGGAUGGUCAAAUCCUACAAAGGGUACAAGGUGUUGUGUCCUGGGGAAGUGGUUUCAGAGUUGGUGUUUUGGAUCUACAGUAUUGCUUUUGAUGGCUUGGCUCUAUUGCAAAUAUCUCUCUUGGUGAAAACUAACUCUCUCAAGCACUCCGCACACAAGUAAUAAUUCAAAUUAAUUCAGUUUAUUGGGUGGUCUGAUUCUAGAA
This is a messenger RNA of Amborella trichopoda, 4037 nucleotides long. RefSeq names its product protein FAR1-RELATED SEQUENCE 5. Gene Ontology annotation, biological process: regulation of DNA-templated transcription. Lineage: Eukaryota; Viridiplantae; Streptophyta; Magnoliopsida; Amborellales; Amborellaceae. Gene Ontology annotation, molecular function: nucleic acid binding; zinc ion binding. The record is from RefSeq and is a predicted model, not a curated record.